GAAAAUUAUCAUAGUUUCGUUUUGACUUUUGAAUAUUUAUAUUUUAUUCCAUUUCUAACAAAACAAACUUUUAUUAGAAGUUAUUUUACAAUCCUAUUUAGUUUUUGAAAUAUUUUAUUACGAUCAUGAUUACUUUAACAAUGAAAUGUGAAUUACAUCGUGACAUGACAGAUCAUAGACCCACAAUAGUAAUAAAAGCCCAGCCUUGUAAAGCUUUAAGGCGAUGAACUUUGGUACAAACUAGAUUUAUGACGACAUUCCAGGCAUCUACUUUGUGUUUCUUUGACCUCGUUCUGGCUCUCGUAGCAAGCCCUUUAAUAAUUGAUCUCUUCAAGACGACGCGCUAUAACAAUGAGUGAGGAUGGAGCGGCGCAAAACUUUCGUCUUGAAUCAUGGAUGAGUGAUCUACCAAUACAGCUGAAGGAUAUACCAAUAAUCUACUUAGCCAUACCUGGCAGUCAUGACUCAAUGACCUACGGCAUCACAAAAUCUAGUGGCCUAGCACCUGACGCUGAACCUAUUCUUCAUCGCUUGUACCCCUUAUUCCGAGGUACGAUCUUACGAUGGACAAUAACACAAGCUCUUGACACCAAGCAACAACUACUUAUUGGCAUUAGAUAUUUAGACCUCAGGAUUGCUACAAAAUCUGGUGAAGACCAUUUUUAUUUCACACAUGGUGUUUACGCUGCUGAAAUAACAGAGGCACUGAAGCAAGUCAAAGAGUUCGUUGAUGAACAUCCUGGAGAGGUAGUGAUACUUGACUGCCAACAUUUCUAUGGCUUCCAACCUGAAGACCACCAGAGACUGAUGAGGCUCCUCCUCAAUAUGUAUGGUCCCAUAUUGGUACCACGGCAGCUUGAUUUGAAAGCUGUUACUCUGAAUGCUCUACAACGACUAAAGCAGCAAGUGAUUGUGGUGUACCGCCACGAGUCUGUGUACGCGACGGGCGAGUUCUGGCCGCCGCAGACGUUGCCGUCGCCGUGGCCGCGCCAGGACCGCGCGCCGGGGCUGCUCGCGUUCCUGGGCGCGCUGUGUCGGCACCCGAGCGCCGGCUUCGUGCACCAGGCCGUGCUCACGCCCACCCCGGCCUUCAUCGUGCUCAGAUGGAUAUCAAGUCUCCGCGAUAAAUGCGCAUUGCCAGUCAUCAACGAUGUGCUACCAAAAUUAUCUGAUUUCUCUCCCGGACCCCCGGCACCGGACAACGAGACGUUCUCGCGGGCGCCCGUCAACGUAGUCAUCGCAGACUUCGUUGACAUCAAUGACUCGAUAUUCUCAAAAACUAUAAUACAGUUGAACAUGAAGUUGUUGAGAAACACAGAUGUCCUUUAUCACACCAACGAAUAGAAAUAAACUGAAUCCCAAUUUUAUUUUACGACUAGCGACCCGCCCUCGUUUCGCUUCGGAAACUGUAAUUUGAUUUGUUAUUGAUUUCUCCACUAUUUAAUGAAUGUUAUUAUACAUAUAAACCUUCCUCUUCAAUCACUCUAUCUAUUAAAAAAAAACCGCAUCAAAAUCCGUUGCGUAGUUUUAAAGAUUUAAGCAUACAUAGGGAUAUAGGGACAGAGAAUGCGGCUUUGUUUUAUACUAUGUACCUACUGACGAACGUAAAAAUUAUUACAUAUUGACUUCCGUUGAUGGUUAGGACUAGUCGAUUUGACUAUGUUAUUUAAAUCAUUCCUUUAACUACAAACACAUACAUAUACACAUAUCGACGGGUGAAAACGUUAUUUGGUUUAAGGGACAUUUUUGCAACUGUACAGGAAAUCCAUAUAAAGUUUAAAUUUUUUUUAAAAUAUAACAAAAAAAAUAUUACUUUAGCUAUUUGAAUGGGGUAAACUUAUUGAAGUUCAAUUAAAAACAUUGAAUUGUUGAUACUAAUGCCAAAUAAAACAGACCUUUAAUUACAAAAAUAAAUGUGUAUAAAGCGUAAUGUCGCUUAAACGAUAGCCUUUCACCCCUUGAUGUAGAAUAGAUUGUUACAUAUUUGUUACAUAGCGAGUGUAUUGAAACAACGUGAGAAAGCGACGAUCUAAAAACUGUUAAAAUCACAUCUGAACUUCAGAAAAUUGUAAAGUCCCAACACUAAAGCACUGCUUGCAAACAAACUAAAAAUUGAUAAUAAAUAGAAUUAAUCAUUUGGUGAAUUCCAGUUACGUGAAAGCAUCCAUUUAAACCCUUUAUAUAAUAAUAAUACAAAUAAUAGAUAUUGAAACAGACUAGAAUAUUCGUAUUUUAAAUAUUGUAUUUAUUCAUAUUUUACAACACAGUGGUCAAUCUUGAAAUAGUAUAAUCAUAUUUUUAAUUAGGGAUUUUUUUUUUCCCUACCUAAUCACCGCUAGCUCCGAGAGACUAUUUCAGCCACACGCUGUUUGGUAUUGUGAACUCACGGACUCAACCUAUAGUAUUUGCUAACAUUAGCCCUAGCAAGAGCCGUGCUUCGCAGGAUCUACCACCGGAUCGGAAACGCGACCCACUGAGAAGAUCCGGCGAGAAACUCAGUGGAUCUUUUUCAUAGUACGAUCGAAGUACGAAAAUUUAUUUAACGAUAUUAACAGCGAUGCGUGUCCUAGUUUAAUUAAUAAAAAAAUAAAAAAGUGCAAUAUAUUGUGGCCUUAUCGAUAAUAGCGAACACAAAAGCAUAGUUUAGUUUAUGCAAAAUGAAUAAAAUAAAAUAACUAUUCAGUAAUACUAUGCACAACUUCAUGCGGGAAAUAGCAAUGAGAUUAUAUUUUAUAAUGUGACUAGUACACAAAACAACGGUUUCUUGUUCUAAUUUUAAAAUAUAUGUAUUGGCAUUGGUUAAUUAGUUUUAAUGAAUGAUUCAGGUCAUAUUAUAUUUUAUGUGAUCAUAAUGUGUUUACAAAUGGUAUAUUUACUAAUAAAAAUUUGUGGUGUACCCAUAAUAAAAUACUUAAUGUUUUAUAGAAGUAAUAGUUAAAAACUGAAUCUGACAAGAUCUGAAAUAAAUAAGUUUAUAUUUUUAUAACAUAUCAACAUACUUAAUAUACUUUAUGUAUAAAUUUGUAUAUCCUUUUUUAUAUGAUUUUAUAAAAACUGUGUACUGUAUGUUUUUUUAAAUAAUGACUUAGAAUAAGCGGCCUUUUAUAUAUCCUAUAAAAAUGUGAUAUUUUCAAGUGUACUUUUUCUCUAAUUUUAAGUAAUACUGAUAUUUUACUACGAGGAUAAUGAGUCGAUUUGUCUUUUUCACUUUUUUAAAUAGAUGAAUACAAUAAAAUUCAUUAAGAUUGUUACUGUACCUGAAAAUACAAAUAAAAUUAAUAAAAUUCAAAUAAAUAAAUAAAUUAAAUUCACCUUUAAAAAUAUGGAAUACCAAUAAAUGUUGUUCUUUAAAAUGUAAAGAUCUGUAAACUUUAUAAUUGUGAAA
Bombyx mori (domestic silkworm) is the source of this 3385-nucleotide messenger RNA. RefSeq names its product PI-PLC X domain-containing protein 3. Gene Ontology annotation, molecular function: phosphoric diester hydrolase activity. The transcript has 7 exons. Lineage: Eukaryota; Metazoa; Arthropoda; Insecta; Lepidoptera; Bombycidae. The coding region runs from base 352 to 1344 and encodes 330 amino acids. The record is from RefSeq and is a predicted model, not a curated record. Gene Ontology annotation, biological process: lipid metabolic process.